GAGGUUUCAGUAGGUCUGCGCGCUCGUUAGGCCAGUCGUUCUUACGUUAGCUGCGGCUCCCGUGCCCAGAAGAGUCCGAGCCAUGCAUGUGGACAUCUCACAGUCUCCGCGCCGGAACCGGGUGUUUGUGGUGGGCGUUGGGAUGACCAAGUUCACAAAGCCUGGAGUUGAGAAUUCAAGAGACUACCCUGACUUGGCAAAGGAAGCAGGCCAGAAGGCUUUAGCGGAUGCACAGAUCCCUUAUUCUGCAGUAGAGCAGGCAUGUAUUGGCUAUGUGUAUGGUGACUCUACCUGUGGACAGAGGGCUAUCUAUCACAGUUUGGGACUGACUGGAAUUCCUAUAAUCAACGUCAACAAUAACUGUUCUACUGGUUCAACUGCUUUGUUUAUGGCCCGGCAACUGAUUCAGGGUGGUCUGGCAGAUUGUGUCUUGGCUCUUGGGUUUGAGAAGAUGGAAAAGGGAUCCCUUGGAUUAACAUUUGCAAAUAGGACCAAUCCAAUUGAUAAACAUCUCGAAGUCCUGAUCAACAAGUAUGGAUUGUCAGCCCACCCAGUUGCUUCUCAGAUGUUUGGGUUUGCUGGAAAAGAGCACAUGGAAAAAUAUGGAACAAAACUUGAACACUUUGCAAAAAUUGGAUGGAAAAAUCAUAAACAUUCAGUUAAUAACCCGUAUUCCCAGUUCCAAAAGGAGUACAGUUUAGAUGAAGUGAUGGCAUCUCAAAAAAUUUUUGAUUUUUUGACUAUCUUACAAUGUUGUCCCACUUCAGAUGGUGCUGCAGCGGCAAUUUUGGCUAGUGAAGCAUUUGUACAGAAGCACGGCCUGAAAUCCAAAGCUGUGGAAAUUUUGGCUCAAGAGAUGGUGACUGAUAUGCCAAGCUCGUUUGAAGAAAAAAGCAUUAUUAAAAUGGUUGGCUUUGAUAUGAGUAAAGAAGCUGCCAGAAAGUGCUAUGAGAAAUCUGGCCUGAGACCAAGUGAUAUUGAUGUAAUAGAACUUCAUGAUUGCUUUUCCACCAAUGAACUUCUUACUUAUGAGGCACUGGGACUCUGUCCAGAAGGUCAAGGUGGGAAACUGGUUGAUAGAGGAGAUAAUACUUAUGGAGGAAAGUGGGUCAUAAAUCCUAGUGGUGGAUUGAUUUCAAAGGGACACCCACUUGGAGCUACAGGUCUGGCUCAGUGCGCUGAACUCUGCUGGCAGCUGAGAGGGGAAGCCGGAAAAAGGCAGGUUCCUGGUGCAAAGAUUGCUCUGCAGCAUAAUUUAGGCCUCGGAGGAGCAGUAGUUGUCACGCUGUACAAGAUGGGUUUUCCUGAAGCUGCCCGUUCUUUUAGAACUCAUCAAAUUGAGGCUGCUCCAACCAGCUCUGCAGUUGAUGGAUUUAAGGCAAGUCUUGUCUUUAAGGAGAUUGAGAAGAAGCUUGAAGAGGAAGGGGAGCAGUUUGUGAAGAAAAUCGGUGGUAUUUUUGCCUUCAAGGUGAAGGAUGGCCCUGGAGGUAAAGAAGCCACCUGGGUGGUGGACGUGAAGAAUGGCAAAGGAUCAGUUCUCUGUAACUCAGAUAAGAAGGCCGACUGCACAAUUACAAUGGCUGACUCGGACUUACUGGCUUUGAUGACUGGUAAAAUGAAUCCUCAGUCAGUAAGUAUGAUGGCGCUUAGUUGUGAAGCUAAUGAUGUGCCAGACAAUGCCCUGUGUGCUGGAAAUGUCCAGAUGUAGAAGAAAUAGUUCCCAUGCUCAGGGCGUCCACAAUUUGGUACAAGACAGGUCUGCAAAAGAGUAAGUGCAGGGCCUCCCUGGUGGUGCAGUCGUUAAGAAUCUGCCUGCCAAUGCAGGGGACACGGGUUUGAGCCCUGGUCCAGGAAGAUCCCACAUGCUGUGGAGCAACUAAGCCCGUGCGCCACAACUACUGAGCCUGCACUCUAGAGCCCAUGAGCCACAGCUACUGAGCCCAUGCACCACAGCUACUGAAGCCCGCAUGCCUAAAGCCCGUGCUCUGCAAUAAGAGAAGACACCGCAAUGAAAAGCCCACGCACCGCGACGAAGAGUAACCCCUGCUCACCGCAGCUAGAGAAAGCCUGCACACAACAACAAAGACCCAAUGCAGCCAAAAAUAAAUUAAUUUUAAAAAAAAACUUAAGAGUAAGUGCAGCCAAAUAUCCAAGGUGCCCCGCCUUACUUGUGGUCAGGGAGGGUGGAGGAAGGAGAAGCCACAUCUUCCCGGGCCAUCAGAGAAGGCUUCACAGAGGAAACAAUGCUUGGCUGAGUCCUGGGAGUGAUUAGGAGUUAGCAGUGCACAGAUGGAGAGUAGGAGCCAUCAGAUAGAAGGAGGGACGGGUGUGAACAAAGGCAUGAUCUUGUACAUUUCGUGUCUUUGCCCGUGCUCUUUUUCUUUGCCUGAGCUGUCCUUCCUUGACAAACUCCUUGCCUUUCAAAAUGAACUUAGAUGUUAUGUCCAAAGACCUCCUACCACAUUGUUGGGGAGCUGUAGUCAGUCCCUCUUCUGGGCCACUUACUGGACUGCUAGCCUGGCACUUGUCUCAUUAUACUAGUCAUAAUGUGCCUAUCUCUUCCCUAUUAGAUUGUGUGUAUCUCAAGGGAACAAAGCACAUCUUGAUCAUCUUUGUGUCUCCAGAACUUAGCAUGAUGCCUUGUGCUUUUGGGUUUUCACAAUUAAUUUGCAUUUGUCUAAGAUGUAUUUAUGCCUUGUAUAGAUUUUCCAGGCCCUCAGAUUGUCAAGGGUCUUAUACUCUUUAGUUGUACAGUGUUGAACAGACUUGGUAUACAUUAUCCAUAGAUAACACAAAGGAAGCUAAAAUGCUGCUUUCCACCGUAACCUUAUUUUUUUGUUGUUGCGUCAGCCUGAUUUGUUUUAGGUCUUGUUCCUGUGGUACCCUCGUAAUUUGAAAGAUUGGAUAAAACAACAAAAUCUGACUCCUACUCGUAUUCCUUUUAAAAAUGCUUUUUCUAAGCAACUAAGCAUAUUUCAGCUGAUGUGUCAACAAGUGAGAGACUUGCAUCUGUGAUGUUUCAACUGAAUACACACCAUUGACAUUGACAUUUCCACCCACUGCGCCCUCUCCAAAAGUCUGGACAGAACAGAGGCCACCAAUCUCGGAGCUGGCCGACGUCCUCCUUCCCACCUACCGCUGCUUAUUCCACGGUGCACACCAUGCACUUCCUUGGCAGUGUGGUCAGGCUUCACACUCAGCUGCCCUCGUUCUCUCAGUUUAUCUGUUUACCACCCAUUUUGGGGAGUGAAGUGUCAGCUUACUCUUCCUGAACACCUGUUAGCACCCAAAGGAAUUAAAGAUAAAAAUAGGAGAUGUUUCUGUUAAUGUGCUAAUGGCCUUCCCUUAUGCUCAGUAGAAGACUUGACUGGAAACCAUUAAAUGCAGUGGAAAUUAUAAUUUCAGUGUUUGGCUGCAGUUGAAACAAAGCAAUGUGAUCUCCAGCAGGAAGCACAUGAAGAACGCCUUAGGGGCCAGAUUUAAAUGACUCUUAUGUUCGGAUUCUCUAAAAAGUGAAGACUCAUUUUUCCCUAUAAUAAUUAUUAAAUGAAAAGUCAUUUCCUCUUUUAAUUAAGAAAAGGGAAAUAUGGUGAGUUUCUCUUCUAGGUACUACUGGUCCAUAUUUUUAAAGGACAUAUGUUAAAUAUAUUGUGUUCUGAGACACCUGACCUUAAAGUCAUCAGACAGAAGGCUGUGUGCCAUAUAGAAAGAAAUAUUUAGUUUGUCCAGACAGAGGAGAAAAAAAAAAGGAAUUAGUCACCCUCACCAGAAGGUGUAGAGAAAGCAGAGCUCUGAGAUUUCCUAUGGAUGAGGCAGAAGAGCCCCUCACUUCUUAACGAAUAUACUUGUUAGGAAACUAAGACUACCAGGACUUUUCCUGUAGCUUUUCCUUAUUUUAAGAAUUGAGUUGAAAGACCGAGAUCGUAGCAGGGAAAUAAUGCUAUGUUCCCAAUUUUUCUAUUUCUUUAAAGUUUUCCUGGGAUUUUGUUACAUGAUAAAUUUAGCAAACAUCAUGUGAUCUAAUCCCAGGCAGUUGUUAAAUGGAACAAACUGUGGCUCUGCACUUGGGAUUGGUUUGAUUCUUCUUAUUGAGCCAAAGAUUAACACAGACACCUCAGUCUCAGCAGUCUGCCUGGCCUCCCUCUGUAGGGAAUAAAUCUUUAUCAUGUAGACCAAAAAAGGGAGAAAAAUGGUCACAUUUCAUCUGCAUUGUAUUGAAUCCCAAGAGUUCAUAAGCGUGUUAUGCAUGUGCUUUUUCUCCCUGCUAGCAGACCCACUGAACAAAUGUGUAAUGUUUUUAAACAAAAUCGGUCUAGUAUGAAUCCACUCUGCCUAAUAUUAGGAAAAUGUACCACCUUUGAGGAAGGCAGGUAAAGGCAGACUCAAUUUUUAAGAGAACACAUUUGGGAAAGAUGUGCCUUUUGACGGCUCUGUGUAAAGCAUGACUUUUACAGAUUCGUCCUUUUGAAGACUCUGGUUCUGAAUCUAUUCCUGAAAGCCAAGUUUCAUAUUUUGAAGAAAGUUUAAGAGACCUGGAUAAAUAAAUCAUCUCAGGGCUGGAUAGUCUAGAAAUAUCAGCGGUCUCAAAACAAAAAACACCAAAUGAUAAAUUUUCUUUCUUCUUC
Mesoplodon densirostris (Blainville's beaked whale) is the source of this 4625-nucleotide messenger RNA. It is a transcript of the gene SCP2, whose product is annotated as sterol carrier protein 2. The transcript has 16 exons. Gene Ontology annotation, molecular function: acyltransferase activity, transferring groups other than amino-acyl groups. The coding region runs from base 83 to 1708 and encodes 541 amino acids. Lineage: Eukaryota; Metazoa; Chordata; Mammalia; Artiodactyla; Ziphiidae. The record is from RefSeq and is a predicted model, not a curated record.